This is a messenger RNA of Acytostelium subglobosum LB1, 651 nucleotides long. RefSeq lists its product as hypothetical. Bases 1 to 651 code for a protein of 216 amino acids. The transcript has 3 exons. The record is from RefSeq and is a predicted model, not a curated record. Lineage: Eukaryota; Evosea; Eumycetozoa; Acytosteliales; Acytosteliaceae.
AUGCUCUGGAGACCAGAGAGAUGUGAGAUUGAAGGAUGUAAAGGCACAGAACUAUCACUUUGUGGUGGAUGUAAAGUCGUAAAGUAUUGCUCAAGAGAUCAUCAGGUUGCAGGAUGGGCAGAGCAUAGUAAGGACUGUGCAGCAUUCAAGAAGCAUGGUAUUUGGGCAAAGUUCACAAGGGAUGAGGACCAGUUGGCAGUGAACCCUAUUGGUGACUUGGUGCUCAAGACCAACAGUGAUAAGAUAUGUGGUGUCUGUGGCAAGGCCCCAACUGCCAAGUACCCUCUCAAGAAGACUGUGUGCUGUGACAACUGGAUCUGUGACGACGAUGACAAGGUUUACAAGAUGUUCUCAUACUCUCGUGGCUCAUGCACCAGAGCACACGCUCAUUACACAAUCUGUGGAGUAAUGGAGCAUGACCAUGAUAAGAAGGACUGGAGAGUAUGCAAGACAUGUAAAGAGGAUGUUGCAGAUAACCUUUGGAAUGGACUCAACGGCUACAACUUCAUGCCAAUGUUGGAGGUGCCCUAUAUGAAAUUCACAAAGACAUGUGGAAGAUGUGGAACAUCGAUCCUUCCACACGUCGAACCAAUCAGCGAGACCUUAGAGAAAGGAAAGAUAUUGCACCUGUGCGCCAAAUGUACAAAGUAA